Molecule: messenger RNA, 559 nt
Organism: Cicer arietinum (chickpea)
Lineage: Eukaryota; Viridiplantae; Streptophyta; Magnoliopsida; Fabales; Fabaceae
Product: PRA1 family protein D-like
Biological process (GO): vesicle-mediated transport
Cellular component (GO): endoplasmic reticulum; Golgi apparatus
Source: RefSeq, a predicted model, not a curated record
AACACAAAAUUAACAGUAAUUACGACGGUGGUAUUUGACUGAGGAGAAAAGGAAACUUCGCUUUUGCUCUGUUUAUCGUCACACUCGCACAAUGUCCUCUUCUACUGAAACUCUCUCUAACUUCAAGGAAGCCGCACAAUCCAUCAUGUCCACGCGCCAUACCUGGAGCGAGUUCCUCUCACUCUCCGCCCUCACACUUCCUUCCUCAUUCUCCGAUUUCACCACGCGCAUCGGUAUCAAUCUCACGCGCUUCCUCUUCCACUACUCCUUCAUUCUCCUCUUCAUCCUCCUCAUCACCCUCGUCUACCACCCUCUCUCCAUCCUCCUCCUCCUCCUCUCUUUCGCCGGCUGGUACUUCCUAUUCUUCUCCCGUGACUCCGCCGAACCCUUCUCGUUAUUCAACCUAGUAGCAGUUGACGAUCGGGUCGUCGUUUUGGCUCUGGCGGUUUUCACUUUGGUUGUUAUUGCUGUGACCGGCGUGUGGUUGAACGUCUUGUUGUCGGUUGUUGUGGCGGCUGGUGUUGUUUGCUUGCACGGCGCCUCUAAAAUUUUCUCUUAA